Molecule: messenger RNA, 513 nt
Organism: Penicillium macrosclerotiorum
Lineage: Eukaryota; Fungi; Ascomycota; Eurotiomycetes; Eurotiales; Aspergillaceae
Exons: 5
Coding region: 1-513 (170 amino acids)
Biological process (GO): translation
Cellular component (GO): ribosome; cytosolic large ribosomal subunit
Molecular function (GO): structural constituent of ribosome
Source: RefSeq, a predicted model, not a curated record
AUGGCCGCCAACGUCUCUAACGAUCUGAUCUGGCUGAUCACCCGUAACCAGAAUGCUUCUCUGGUGCGCCGCAACACCGGUGGUGGUUCCCAGCUGUCCCGGGACUCUCUGAACCUGGUGAACAAGCACUCCUUCAAGUACUCCGGCCUCAACACCAAGGUACCGAUCCUCACUUCCUAUAUCCCCGCUCCCCAUCUUUUUUCCCUAUGGCGGAAGCCGUUGGCGUUCAGGCUACUGAGAACGGUGGCGUCAUCGUCACCGUCAAGAAGCCCGGAAACCCCCCAGCAGCCCGCCAGCAACUGGGUCACCGUCACCUAUGGCCCCAAGACUAGCACCCGCAAGAUCUACAAGGGUGUCGCCAACCUGACCGCCCGCUACGGUUAUCGUGCUGAUCUCCGCGAGGAGGCUGUUGCCCGUGUGAGCGCUGUCCGCCGCUCUCAGCGACCCAAGAAGGAUACUGCAGCUCCUAAGCUCCGUGGCGCCAAGGCCCAGGCUGCCCAGAAGGACGAGUAA